This is a messenger RNA of Tachysurus fulvidraco (yellow catfish), 5999 nucleotides long. It is a transcript of the gene prop1, whose product is annotated as PROP paired-like homeobox 1. NCBI's taxonomy places the organism in Eukaryota, Metazoa, Chordata, Actinopteri, Siluriformes, Bagridae. The record is from RefSeq and is a predicted model, not a curated record. Gene Ontology annotation, molecular function: RNA polymerase II transcription regulatory region sequence-specific DNA binding; DNA-binding transcription factor activity, RNA polymerase II-specific. The transcript has 4 exons. Gene Ontology annotation, biological process: regulation of transcription by RNA polymerase II. Bases 4202 to 4885 code for a protein of 227 amino acids.
AUCUCCACCUAGUGGUAAAGUUUAUGGAUUUUGUAAGCUGAAUGUAUGUAGGUAUACGAAAAAAAAAGAUAAUUUCUAGUUAACAUGUCAUUUUACAAUAAUGAAGUAAAAGCACAUAUGUUUCGUUGUUUGUUUUGUCUUUUAUUUUGAUGGACUGUAUAUCAGGAAUUUUGACCAUUAUCCUCUGUGGUCCACUAGUAGCUGAUGGGCUGCGUGAUAAAGAUGGACAAUUCUGGACGGGAGAUUUCUUCACUCAGAAGGACUGAUUCAGGACAAUCUUGUCUUAUAAAUGAAUCUAGAGAACUGAUGACAACUGAUUUUUACUCUAGCAUACAGUGAGCUUGGCAGGGUGGAUCUGCAGAGCUGUUGUCUGAAUGCUUGUGCGGUCCAGACGGUGGCGGUGUCUUCUUUCCUGCAGGGCCCCUGCACCGCCUGUGUUAUGCAUUUACACAUGUACAGUAACAGCCCAGACAUAUGCACAAUGCUUCACACAAUUGCACAUUCUCAUUCAUUCACACUAUGCUCACUGACACGUCCUUAUUAACUUAACAAGGCUCAUAUUAGAACUAGUAGAAAGUGGGACGUUUCCCAUCCAUAGCUGUGGGUGGGUAAUGUUGUUUGAAUCAUAAAUACCAAGGAUGAGAACGUAACUUUCCACAAAAACCUGUACAGAGAGAAGGUUCUUUUGAAAAAAAUUAUUUUUCUUUGUACUUGGUCUCAGGUUUGCACACACAGGUCACCAGUGCAGUGUGGGGCAGGGGGGGAGUUGGAUUACAUUCCUUCCAUCAGGGCUGUGAAGCUGCCAGGCAGGUCACUCCCAGCUCAAUUCUCAACUCCAAACUCUGUCUCUCUCUCUCUCUCUCUCUCUCUCUCUCUCUCUCUCUCUCUCUCUCUCUCUCUCUCUCUCUCUCUCUCUCUCUCUCUCUCUCUCUCUCUCUGCCCCCCCCCCCCCUCUACACUGCAUUGUCUUGUAUGACUUGUUGGCAAUGAUGGAAAAGAACACAGAAGUGUAACAUGUAUUCUUGUUUGUACAACACGUGUGUGUGUUUGUGUGUGUGUGUGUGUGUGUGUGUGUGUGUGUGUGUGCGUGUGUGUGUGUGUGUUUUGAGUGAGUGAAUGAGAGAGAAAGAGAAAGAGUAUGAAUGUGGUUAGGUUUUGGCCCUCACAAGCAGAACCUCCACCCAGUACUGUUUGGGUCUGACUCAGAACUUCUUAGUCUAUUGGAAAUUCCCAGAAUUCCUUGGGCAGCCUGGCCACAGCGUUCUGGGGCUCUCCAGAGGUCAGCCAAUCCCCAUGAUUCCCGUCUCUGGUGAAGAGAAUUGCAGCCUUAGAUAACACUACCCAGUCUUUCUGGCUCUCUCUUACUCAGACACACGCAAGCAGACGCACAUGAACUUAUCAGCAAUGUGGGAACAAUCCUUGCACUGGACACUCAAUUUUUUUUUAUCACACUGAAUAAUUUAAAGGUUGUGGGUGAGUUCUAAUUCAUCUCGAAAACCCUGCUUAUAUUAUAGAUAUAUUUUUAUAAUUGUCGGAAUCUUGUACAAUUUCUGACUUUCUGCUUUCUUUCCUUUCCUCAUAUCUCUUCAUCUAUACAUUAUGGAAUAAUCUGGGAUGAUUUACAUGAUAAAUAUACAGGAUCAGGGGGGCACGGUGGCUUAGUGGUUAGCACGUUUGCCUCACACCUCCAGGGUUGGGGGUUCGAUUCCCGCCUCCGCAUUGUAUGUGUGGAGUUUGCAUGUUCUCCCUGUGCCUCUGGGGUUUUCUCCGGGUACUCCGGUUUCCUCCCCCGGUCCAAAGACAUGCAUGAUAGGUUGAUUGGCAUCUCUGGAAAAUUGUUCGUAGUGUGUGAGUGAAUGAGAGUGUGUGUCUCAAAUAGAACACUAAUGGUCUUUUACUAUAAGUCGAUGGCAAAUGACAUCAAACGCAUCGCUUUUGCAGAAUAUGGUAAAUUUUUCAAAUGUAGCCCCGCCCCUUUUCCACUACACAAGAAAAGCUGUGACCAUUGAGUGCAUCAAGUGUCCAACAUUCCACAUCACCAUCCAGGUAAUCGAAGUGAACUUCUUUUAAAUGGAAUUUUUUAAUAUGAACAAAAUGAUAAUGUGUAACUAUGUGAAACUACCUGGUGUAAUGAAACUGGAGUACAAAUCAGUGCAAGACUAUACAACACACACACACACACACACACAUGCACAGUAUCACUUACAUAUAACAUGGCUAUAAGAAAGCGUAUAUAAAACUAGACCAGCACAUGCAGAGUGAAACAUUAUGAAGCUGAAUAAGACAGCAGUGUAGACAAGGCUGAUGGAAGGCAGACAGGCCACAGGCCUGGAGGUACUCCUCACAUCCCACGCAGAUGACACACAAGCUGCGUCACUUAAACCUCGACUGUGAACAGAGCCGCUCCAUUGUCCUAGUCACCCACCACUUCUUCUGGUUUAGUCCCUCGCCAACAAUUUAUUCACGCAUCACAAACGUCUACAUUUAACAGUCUUGUAUUCAUCUCACUGAUUAUUUAUGGAUCUCAUGCGACACUGAGAAAAAGGAGCGUUUUAUAGUGCAGCUGAGAAGGACACUGGUGAUGUCAGUAGUCUGUUCAUCACAGGCAAAGUAGGGAUAAAUAUAUUAAAUUCAAUUUUCAGCCAUCAGAAUAGAGCUUUGAGGGGAAAAAGCAGACAAUUCAUAAUUGUAAAUUCAAUCUGCGGCAAAAAUGAUUCUACAAUUAGAUAAUGAGUAUUCCAUUUGUGUGGACCAUGUUUAUCCUGCUAUAAGACCGUUGGUUUGUCAUUUACAUCAUUUACACACACACACAUGGUGUGUAUUGGUGAAUUCUGGAUAGGAUGUGGCUAGUUCAGCGAUUCCCAAACCUUUAUGACCUUAUUAUGACAUUAUGAAUUGGCCUUAAAUAGGCAUUAUGAGGAGGCAGUACAGUGGCCUUGUGAUUAUCACAUUUGCCCUAAACAUUCAGGGUUGGGGGUUUAAUUACAACCUCUUCUGUGUGUAUGGAGCUCUCCUUGUUCUCGGGGGGUCGUAGGCUGAUUGGCAUCUCAAAAUGAUCAUUGAUGUGUGUGAUUGUGCUCUGUGAUCCUGUCUAGGAUGUACUAUACUGCCUUGUACCGUUAGACAAGCAGUGCAGAGAACACAUGGACCAACAUUAUAAAGCUCUGACCACUCUUCAGCAAAUGUAAGACACAAACAUCAUCACUGAGAUAAGUUCUUUUUUUUUUUUUUGAAGAAACCGUGUCCAUAUUUAAAAGACUGGUUCAGAACUUGAAAGAAUGUCCUUAAUUCAUUGAGUACAGUUAAUCUCUCUGUUAAUUUCUCUUUAAAAACAAUGUAAGGAUGGACACAGGCACAACAUGGGUAUAAAAUGAGAGAAUGAGGACGCGCUCUUUCCUGCAUUUGAGCCAUCAAACCAAGGACUUGGACUUUUCUGGAAUUUUCUGCAUAGCAGCCAAAUCCUUAAGCACAUUUUUUGCACAAUACAUAUUGCAUCCUGUAUAUACAUAAAACUAUUGUGCUGAAUAAGUGAGUGACAAAUGGUACGUGUGCGUGUUUUUUUUUUCUUGAGACAGAGUCACAUGCUCAGGAACUAGUGGAGUCAGAUGGAUGGAGGGAGCAAUUUGUCCAUUUUUAUUGUUGAGCUAUGACGGGGUAAGGAGAGUGAAAAAGGCCAAACUUGCCUAUGCAGACAUCUUUAAAUGUGCCAUGUCUGAAUGAGACGCCAGACUCCAUCAAAUUUCAAGUUGCACAUUAAUUCUGCCUUCAUAGUUAGAACGAUGUUAGUACUAAUGUUCGUUUGUAGGAUGAGUUCAACAGACGAGCAGAUGAGUUUCAGUCCCUUUUCUGAUAGAAGGUUACAGUUAUAGAUCCCUUUGGGUUACUGUUAUUUCCAAAGUCUUAAUUCUGGCAGGAACGUUAGUAGAUAGUCUUUGUUGUUGUUGUACUUCAGCAAAACAAUCUAAGUAAUCAUUUUAUAUAUUCUAUUUAAUAUUAUACUUUUACAAAAAUCAAUGAUUGCAGAGCUUUCUUAAAAAUCUGAAGAAAAAUCCAGUAUUUUGCGUUUAAAAUGAGUUGGUCCAGGAGAGCAGGUAAUGAGGGGUGUGAUUGCUGAAUGAUGUCACUGAGGGUGGUCAUGGAAAAGCUCAGGUAAGCCCACCGUUUCUGUCCUCGAUCCUGAAACCCUCAGAGAAGACCAGCCAUGGAACCUGCCAAGCCUCAUCCACAGUUCUCUGACAUGUACUCUGAAGUCAUCGUCAGCUCGAGCGCAGAUGUUCAGGGUCCUCCAAAGAAGGAGUCUUCGGGGCCCGAGAGCAGUGCGGAUGUGGCGGGUCAAGUUAGACUCCACCCGUCUCCAUCUCGCAGAAGACAUCGAACCACAUUCAGCCACGAACAGCUGGAGCAGCUGGAGUUAGCCUUCAGACACAACCAUUACCCUGACAUCUACUGCCGUGAGGAGCUGGCUCAACAAACUAAACUCAAUGAGGCUCGCAUCCAGGUUUGGUUCCAGAACCGUCGUGCCAAGCAGCGAAAACAGGAGCGAGCCACUCAGAAAUCCCUGCACGGAGGUCUGAUGCCAGGACGGGGGGUUCUCCCAAACAGUGCACGUGGUGGCAUGGCAAGACAAUACCAGUGCUCUCACUCUCUACCACACAUACCCAAAUUUUCCUCAGUGCUGCCCUCUGCUGAUUUCUCCCCUCACACACCAGCCGGCACUCAGAUGACCUGCCCUUCAGCUCCCACUGCGUCCCAGCCUGCCAGGCAGCAUGACGACUGGUACUGCCAGCUGAGGCACAUUGGCGCGCCGGCCGCCAGCCUGCCCCACGCCUCAGUCUUUUCCCUGACCUCAGUGCCAGCGCUGGAGCCAGGCGUCCACUGGAACUAAAGUAGGCUGAAAAGGCGAAAUCUAAAACCUUUCACUUUCUGAUUCUGAUUUGUCCUUUUGUUUUUAGAUUCCGCGGCCCACUUGUCCCACCAUUACGGCAGUUCCCUUUGUUUAAAGACCAAAUUGUUUAACAGUAAUGCUUGUGUGUGCGUGUGUGUUUUUGUGUGCAUGUACAUUUCUCUCCUUGUUAUAAAUGAAUGGGGGGGGAAAUGAAAAGAAUUUUUUUUCCACAUAUUUUUAUUACAGUUCCAAAACAGAUGUAGCCUUGAAGUUAUUAUACUUUUCCAAAACAAAACAAACAAACAAACAAAAAAAAAUUAAUUCACACUUCAUUCAUAAACCCACAAGCGUCAAACUGUGAAAAUAGAAUUGGUCUCGUUUACAUUCGAAAGUCUGUUAAAACUAGAGAUAUGUUUGAUUUUAUAGAAUAUCCUUUUACCACCUGAACAUGGGUUAGGAAGCAAUGCUACAUUUCAAAUGAUUGUAUUGAAUAUAUCCACAUUAAUAACCGCAGAUGUGUUUCAACAACAGAUGUCAUAUUUUGAUAGAAAUAAAUUAGCCUCCGCAUACUGUCACUGUCGUGUAUCUUCCCCGCUCACGGAUAACACAAAUAAAGCUCAGAAUGCAAUUAACAACAACAGUAAUUACACAUGACAAAUAUAACAGGCUUGGAUUACAUUUGUGAUGGAAAUAAUAACCCAGUAGCCUAGAAAAAGUCCCUUCAUCAGUCUUUACUGAACGAAGACUAAAGUCUGUUUCUCAGUCACAGUUACUGCUGGAAUAUUGGUGCACAAUUACACACAUUAUAAAGUCAAACAAAACCAACACACUCCAGAGUAUAAUAGAGUGAUGCUCCAGCACCAGGACUGGAAAACAUUGGUGUGAUCAACAGCAUAUUAGAACAGACCCAAAUUUCUCAUUCAUUCUUAGCAAAAAAACAAACAAGAACUGAUCCUUGAUCAUCGUUGUUGAGAAAUGUGAUCAGAAAGCAACACUUUUUCAGGCUGAAAACACAAAAGAACACAUGUAGUGCAAUUUGGCAGAUAUUUCUUGUCAGUUUAUGAUACUAAAGUAAAAAAAAAAAAAACAGGAAAUGCUAGAUUCACUCAUCAAG